AUGGCAAUUAUCCCUUACAUGCAAGCAGUGUUGGAGUCUAGACUUUACGAAGAAGUUCAUCCAUGCAGCAUUUGCAGGGUUCCAAACAAACUUCGAGACCUAAAAGAGGACGCUUACACGCCAAAGUCUAUCUUUAUAGGACUCUUACCCAGGGGAGAAACGAACUACCGCCAAGUCCAAUUGAUGGUAGGCAUUAAAUGGCAAUACAUGAACAGGUUUCUGCUUCAAGAAAACCAGCAGAAUGUACCAGGAACAUUCGACACAAGGUUAAGUGCAUGUAGCGAAGAUAUUCCCAUAUUUGAAAUAGACAUCCGCGCAAGCUAUGAUGGUAGCAUCUUAGGUUCAGAAUUAACUACAGAUGUUAUCGGGAGAAAAAUGAUAUUGGAUGGUUGUUUUCUGUUACAGCUUCUCAGUAGACUUGAACACCCAACAAUAGAUCCCCAAGACCCAAUAUUUGAAACCAGGGAAAAGAUGUGUGCUGCUGUGAACGACAUCACAUUGCUUGAGAACCAAAUACCCUUCAUUGUUCUCAAGAAGUUAUACAGGAAAACCAUCGGCGAAAGAUUUGUACCCGAGCACGAUAACCCGGUUGAUCAACAUGUGGAGAUCCGGAUCGAUCAUCGGGUUGAUGUUGAGCAGAUUGAUAAUGGUGCGGGGGUCGUCAAUGCCCCUGUUGCUGUUAAGCUGAUUAAUAAUGGUGCGGAGGUCGUCAAUCCCCCGGUUGCUCAACAUGUGCAGGUUUGGAACGAUCAUCGGGUUGCUAGAAUUGUGCAGAGGGCAUUCGGUUACCCUCUUCAGAAUACCAGGGGCUGUGCUCAUAUACUUGAUUUAAUGCACUUUUCUACUGUGGAAGACAGCCGGAUUAGAGAUGCAAAGCCAGCAAGGCAAGAGCUAGUUCGAUGCGCUACUAGUCUUCUAGCUGCUGGGAUAAUCAUCAUUCCAGUACCCUGCCUGGUGGAACGAAAUCCCCAGGUACUUGAUUUGACGGAUACAUUCGACUUUAAUAUACGUUUGGACUAUAUAACGGGGGAGCUACGAAUCCCGGUGUUGAAUUUCAAGGAAACAACGGAAGUGAGGUGGAGGAAUUUGAUUGCUUGGGAGCAGAGCAAAAUUAACAUUAGAUGCAAAUAUACAUCCUAUGCUCUUUUCUUCAAAGGUUUGAUAUGCUGUGAAUCUGACAUUGGAUUGCUUCAAGAAAAAGGGGUUAUAGUACUGGAUGGGUGUGACAGGAGCAGGAAAGAUUUGAUGACACUAUUUAGCACCAUCUCUCAGGGAGCAGAACAUAUGGAUUCCAGUUUCACUGAUAUUUGUACUAGUUUGAAUAACUACAUGAGCAUGAGAUUCACAAUGAUUAUUCUCUUUAGACUUAUGUGGCAUAAAUGCCGGAUUGGUUAUGAGACCAGUAGGAACUUUAUUCGAGAAGGUCGCGAAAUGCAAUCUACUCGUUGGAAAAUCGUAGGAGUUUUGGCUGCUACAGCGCUGAUUAUUCUCUUUAGACAAUCCACUAAUAGCUUUUAUUAA
Messenger RNA from Medicago truncatula (barrel medic), 1521 nucleotides. RefSeq lists its product as uncharacterized. Lineage: Eukaryota; Viridiplantae; Streptophyta; Magnoliopsida; Fabales; Fabaceae. The record is from RefSeq and is a predicted model, not a curated record. The transcript has a single exon. The coding region runs from base 1 to 1521 and encodes 506 amino acids.